UAAUAAUUAUUAAUCUCGAUAAUAUCAGCACUGAUCAAAUGUAAUUUGUAUAUCUUUUUGAAAUAGAAAAAGUCAACUGUCGUCAUUUCUAUUUCUGGUACAUUAUACUUUCAACGAGAGUUUCUUUCAACGCAUAAGCAGGAGAAAUUCUUGGAAAAUAUUUUCUGAAGAUUGCUAUUCUCGAAAUGCUGAGUUUCAUCACCGUGAAAUAAAAAUGAUCGCAAUAUCAUUUCCUUUGUCAAACAAAGUUCAACCCUUCGACAAUGUGUCGUCGAAUAGUCAUCUAUCAAAUACACCCCUCGAUGAGUUGUCAAUACUGCUUUUCUCUUCUCUCCUCCUUCCGUGCUCAAACACGACCCGAAAAAAGAAACUUCUCUUUCGCUCGAUUACUCUUCGCGUUUCGUGCCGCGGAAUCGCCGAUGCCGAUCACGCGAUGAUCCCUCGAGAUUCUCAAUUAGCCGAGUGUCGAUACGGGGUGCGGAGUUUGGAGUGAGAUAGCACCUUUCGGGCAAAUAAUGGCGAGGGAAAAAAAGGCACAAGUGUCCCUUGGUCGGUGCCGAAAGUGAAAGCAAGGAUCUCAAGGACUUUGCCGGAUCCUCUUCAGUCACCUCUCCAACUUCAUGUCUUUCUCUCUUUCCCUCCUCUCUUUACCCGGCUUGAGUAGGUGUUCCAGCCGUAGGUGUUCCUCGGCCGACCGACGAGGGGCGUAGAGGAGAACGAGCAGGGGCGGAAGGAAGAGGAGGAGAAAGAAGAGGAGAAGAUGGUGCACGGGGAAGGAUGUGUGUUGGAGGUCGCGAGACGCGGAUGAGGCGAGGAACACGCACACACCGGGGGUCGCGCAUGCGUCCGCCACCAUCGGGUAGAGAACGUUCGACGUUUUUUUCAGUCACCGGUCGACGCUGCGCCGGGCAUCGUCGUCGUCGUGAACACGGCCGCGAUCGCGCGGCGUUCAGCUGCUGGCUACCACCACCGUACCCGUACGCGUUGUCCACGCUCGACGCCCGCCUCGCGGACAACAGCCCGCGCUAGUGCCCUCGUGUCCGCGCGACCGACGUCGCGGUCGAUAGGCCCGCACCCGACGAGAGUGUCGGAUACACAGCCAGGUGGUGGACCACCCGGAAGAAGAGAACGUGAAGGAAGAGGAAGAGGAAGAGGAAGAGGUGGUGGUGGUGGUGGUGGUGGCGGCGGCGGCGGUGUGCAGUGAAUCAGUUCUCGGCCACGCGCUUCACGUGCUUCACUCCUUCUCCGAGACUCCGGAGGUCGCGCCGUCGAGGGAGUUCUCUUAUUUUCGAGGGAGAAGGACCUCGCCACGUAUUAUCGAGUGACAUCGUGGCGGGAAUCGCGGCGCGAUUGCAUCCUCCGCGGGCAAUAUCGCGAUACCAGGGCAAGGUUACUGCGCGCUCGCCACGUCCCCAGGUGAGAAGCGCAGGUGAGAGAAAUCACCGGGCAGGCGCGUCGAGAGGUGCAACUCCGCACCUGGCUUCGCUAUCUACCCCGGUUCCGGCGUAAGAUGCGAUCGGCGGGCACUCGCCCGCUACGUCGAUCGCGACAGUGCUGACCUGCCCGCGUCGGCCGUCGGGAUUAAGACACGUCGAGUGUAUCGGGGAAAGAGACACUCGUCGUUGUCGUCAUCAUCAUCAUCAUCCGCGACGGGAGGAUUGGCGCAACGAAAUCGAGAGCACGGGUCAUCCCCCGGUGACGACACCGAGAACGACCGAUCGUUCGCGCGAUUAGUCAAUAGCGAGUCCGGACCGUGCAGCAAGAUCAGGCGAUGAGAAUCUCCCCCCGAACGGCCAAGGAGUCCCGGAACCGUCGCCUCACGCAGUCCCGGGCGCCGAGGAGGCCGCGACGUCGUUGAAGGCCUCCGAAAUCUGGCUGGAGAAACGCCGCGUUCGCGCGAGAGAGAGGGGCACUCGAGGUACCCGAGGAUGUCGCUGCACUACCCUCAGGGAUACCGGUACCGAUCUGCGUCGAGGGCGAUCAGCGGGACCGGGAUCGGCGAGCAGGGCUCCGACAGCGACGUGGCGGAGCUCAGCGACCUCGAGGACGACGAGGACGAGGAUGGGGCUCGCGUGUCCGCCGAUAGGCGAGCGGCCGAGGAGGAGGACGAGGACGAGGACGACGAAAACGGUAUGGACAACGAGGACAACGAGGACGACGACGACGACGACGACGACGACGAUGACGACGAUGAGGAUGAUGACGAUGAGGACGAGGAGGAGGAGGCCGAGAGUCUACCCUAUCCAGGCUUCAUUCCGAUCGCUCUCAAAUAUCUCGACCAGACCACACGACCGCGCAACUGGUGUCUCGCGCUGAUUACUAAUCCGUGGUUCGAAAGAGUCAGCAUGAUGGUGAUUCUUCUGAAUUGCAUCACACUCGGGAUGUACCAACCGUGCGUGGACGAUCAGUGUGUAACGAAUCGAUGUAAGAUACUGCAGAUGUUCGAUGAUAUCAUUUUUGCCUUCUUCUCCUUGGAGAUGACCAUAAAGAUGGUGGCGAUGGGGAUUUAUGGUAAAGGAACUUAUCUCGCGGAUUCCUGGAAUAGAUUAGAUUUCUUUAUAGUGUUGGCUGGCGCUAUGGAAUACUGCCUAAAUGUGGAAAAUAUGAAUCUGUCAGCCAUCCGAACGAUAAGAGUAUUAAGGCCAUUACGGGCGAUCAAUCGAAUACCAAGUAUGAGGAUAUUGGUGAUGCUGCUGCUCGACACACUUCCCAUGCUGGGCAACGUCUUGUUACUGUGCUUCUUCGUCUUCUUUAUAUUCGGCAUCGUCGGUGUGCAGCUGUGGGAGGGCAUACUGCGCCAACGCUGCUUCCUCAAGGCUCUGCCCAACAUCAAGUAUCCCGAGUUACUCUCGGACGAGUACUCGGUUCGAUCACGCAUUUACGAUCUGGAGAAAUAUUUCGAGUAUCAGGGUCAGGAUUACAUUUGUUCGCGUCCCGAUGACAACGGGAUGCACUCCUGCAGUAAUCUGCCGCCUCUCAAGUUAGGGAAUUUGGUGUGCAACAGUACCGCCGUGCCAAAUAGUAACAUCACGUUUAUCAACAAUGAAACCUGUGUUAAUUGGAACUACUACUACACCGAAUGCAAGGGCCAGGGCAACAAUCCAUUUCAAGGAACAAUUUCAUUCGAUAACAUCGGUCUCGCCUGGGUUGCUAUAUUUCUUGUAAUUAGUCUGGAAGGGUGGACGGACAUAAUGUAUUACGUGCAAGACGCCCAUUCUUUCUGGGACUGGAUAUACUUCGUUCUCCUGAUAGUCAUCGGCUCGUUCUUCAUGAUCAAUCUCUGCCUGGUCGUAAUCGCGACGCAAUUCUCGGAAACGAAAAAACGGGAAAUGGAGAGGAUGCGACUGGAACGCGCGCGUUACCAUUCGACCUCGACGCUCGCAUCGUCCACGAAUACCUCGGAGCCUACUACUUGUUACGCCGAAAUCGUCAAAUACAUUGCACAUCUCUGGCGACGAGGUAAACGAAGACUGAUGAAGAGAUAUCGCCUGUGGCUGUACAGGAGGCAGCAGAAGCGGGAGCAGAAUCUACUCAAGGAUCAGCAGAGUCAAGUGUCUCGUUCGAACGUCGCUGCUGUCGGACCGAAUCGCGUACCGGGCGAUAGAAGACUGCAUCACGGACGGUGUCCGCGGCUCCUUGCCGCGCUGGAAUAUGCGGAGCAACAGCAACAGCAGCAGCAACAGGCUGUCAACGGUAACGGCGGAUCUGUCGCCGAUUUUGCCACGAUCAUAUCUCCGACGCAAUCGGCGGUGGCAAUCGCCGCCCCCGCGAGCGUCGGCAAUAGCGUCGGUAGUGGAAACCUGGGCACCGCACCUCGUGCCAGCCCUGAGCUUUCCGAGGCGGAGGCUUCCACGAACAUAUGCCACAGAUUGAGCGUUCACCGCACUUCCUCUGUGUCCAACGGAAGCGACAAUGACGUCAUGAGAAACGUGCCCGAGACGAAGAGCACGUUGAGUCCACCAUGUACUGUCUAUCGGAGAAGAAGCAGCGUAAUGUUUAGCGACGUAGUAUUGCUCCAUGGCAGCAAUAAUGUCGGGAAUGCGUUGCAGCCGGGGUUGACGGUGACACCGGGCGAACGUAACGUCUGCUCGAGCGAGAAGAUGACACAGACGGGCGAUGGUAACGUUUGGUCCAGUCCACUGUCGGACCACGCACAGAUGCAAGCCGAGCUUGGUGGUAACGAGGCUAUGACGUGUCAGGAAUUGUUGGCUCUCAGCGGUGCUCUCAGCGCUGCUCUGCCUACGGGUCAACUAGCGCUCGAUUCGUUCCUAAAUUCUCUCACGAAAGGUAUAACAGAUCGUCACAUCACGUUGGAAGAUCGCACGCAGUGGCUGACGUCCGACGUUGACAAUUGUUCCUGUUGUUGCGAGCUGCAGGGAGGUGAUCAGUGGCCGGACGACGGCGAGAAGUGGCAAAAAUCUUCGCGGCCUAGACAGUUUCUGAGACGCUCCGCCAGCUGUUGUAUUUGCACGUUACGCUGCAUAAGACGAUGGAUCAAAAAACUUGUCGAGCACAAAUACUUCCAGCAGGGUAUUCUACUGGCGAUCCUCAUCAACACUUUAAGCAUGGGAAUCGAGUAUCAUAAUCAGCCGGAACAAUUAACGGUAGCCGUUGAGAUAAGCAACAUCGUAUUCUCGGCCAUCUUUGGGGUGGAAAUGUUGCUUAAGGUAAUAGCGGAAGGUCCAUUCGGUUAUAUCAGUAACGGCUUCAACGUCUUCGACGGCAUCGUCGUCAUCCUGAGCGUCGUCGAGCUCUGCCAGUCAGUCGUGGAAGAGCGCAGUGGCAGUUCCGGUUUGAGUGUCUUGCGUACCUUCCGCCUUCUCAGGAUCCUGAAGCUGGUGCGAUUUCUGCCCAAUCUGCGACGUCAGCUCUUCGUGAUGCUGCGCACCAUGGAUAACGUUGCCGUAUUCUUUUCUCUUUUAGUACUUUUCAUCUUUAUAUUCAGCAUCCUAGGAAUGUACCUGUUCGGGGGUAAGUUUUGCAUGUGGGCGGACCGGAGUCGGCCCUGCACCUGUGCCGAGGUGGUCUCACGGCACCCAAUGUGUCGCUGUGAUCGCAAACAUUUCAACGACAUCGUCUGGGCACUAGUCACUGUUUUUCAGAUCCUCACACAGGAAGAUUGGAACGUCGUUCUCUUCAACGGCAUGCAGAAGACGUCUCAUUGGGCUGCGCUUUAUUUCGUAGCGUUGAUGACUUUUGGCAAUUAUGUCCUCUUUAAUCUUCUGGUCGCAAUUCUCGUUGAAGGUUUCUCGUCAGAGAGAAAUGAGAGGAGAGAACGAGAGCAGAGAGAAUUGGCGAAAAGACUCGCUGCAAAAGAGGCUGGAAUGGGCAGCGAGGACGGAUCAUCGAGAAUAUCGGGAUCGCAUUCGAUCUCUGACAGCGAUACGUAUACUCAGGAUCAGAAAAAUUCGUGGCAGAGCGCAGAAGAGCUUAGAAAGUAUAAGGACAACAGGGAAAAGCAGAACAGCGUGUGGAAGCAGCAGAUCGAUGAACCCAAGUGUAACAUCCAGAAAGAGAGCAAGAUGAUGGGUGUGGCGGGUCAGCCGCCGAUAAUCACUCAUACAGCAGCCACUCCUCAAGACUCCCCGAACACCACGUUGGACGUCGGCUACAGAGACCUCAAUUGCCGAGCAGUUUAUCCGGCUGCUGCCCUUUCAUUUGAAUCCAUCGAUCGAUCUGGCAGUCAGUGCAGUAUACCCUCGGGAUUGCAUACCCUAAAGUUGCCUGAUGUAUCCACCAAAAUACCGACAAAUAACUUAAUAACUGGUCAAUUCCCGAGACGCAUAAGCCUCGUUACGGCCGUUGUUAAUCCCUCGACGAGGGACUCAAGUUCUAGUCCACCGAGGGUACAAAGAGGAUACUCGUGGCGCUUAUCACGGCCAUCUUUGCGGAGGAAACGAUGGUCGCAAAGCGAUGACGAGCACACCGGCCACACUACUGUACUCAAUAACGGGCGCAGUACUCUUCUUGGAUCCAAUCUAACAUUUAAUGGCGGUUACUUACAUGGUUCGAUAAGAAACGAUACGCAACGCGACGCGCCCAAUAAUCGAACUACCGUCCUGACAAGCAAUAAUCGUAGUUUGAGUCCUAAUAAUUCGCUCGAGGGCCAUGGCCCAUGGUCGAUUCGUCGUUACACAAUUACGCCUAAUCAGAUGCGAUGGAUCGGCGAGCUUUCGCGAAGGAAUUCAUUGCGUGGAUACGAGAAUGUCCAGACGUCCACGAGGAAAACCCUACCGUUGGACGAAAUGCUCGCGCCGUCUUCGACCCCACGUACAAUCAACAAUCUUUCGAUAGAGACCGGUCCACUGCCGAGAAUCAAACGACACCACGAACAAGAAGAGGAACGUCCGAGGACGGCUGGCGAACAGACGCCGCCGUCGAACGGUCACGGUAGUGCAAGCAGUAUUGAGAAGAUAAAAAAAAUAUUCAUGUUCUUUGAACCUAAGGGUUGCCUACAGGAGCGCGAGAAUUAUUCUCUGUACUUAUUCCCACCAAAUAACAGAUUUCGCAUCGUGUGUCAACAGCUCGUUGAUAAAAAGUGGUUCGAUAACGUGGUAUUGCUAUUUAUUGGAUUAAAUUGCAUUACACUAGCAAUGGAACGACCGAAUAUACCGCCGGACAGUCGCGAGAGACUUUUUUUGGCCACCGCAAAUUAUAUUUUUACUGCCGUUUUUGCUAUCGAGAUGUUCGUUAAGGUCGUUGCAACAAGUAUGCUAUAUGGUCCAGACGCUUAUUUCACAUCAGGCUGGAAUAUUAUGGAUGGUGCUCUCGUUAUUAUUUCUAUAAUUGAUUUAUUGAUGUCAUUGCUUUCGUCCAGUAGUCCCAGAAUAUUUGGCAUAUUAAGGGUAUUUAGAUUACUGAGAUCACUGAGACCUCUGCGAGUCAUCAAUCGUGCGCCUGGCUUAAAAUUGGUUGUUCAGACGUUGCUGUCUUCAUUACGUCCCAUCGGCAACAUUGUUCUCAUCUGCUGCACGUUUUUCGUGAUCUUUGGUAUUCUCGGGGUACAGUUGUUCAAAGGUGCGUUUUAUUAUUGCGAGGGCCCGGAUAUCAAAAACGUACGCAAUAAAACGGACUGUCUGGCUGAUAAACGAAACAUGUGGCUGAACCGAAAGUAUAAUUUCGACGAUCUUGGCAAAGCUCUUAUGUCAUUAUUCGUCUUAUCAUCUCGAGAUGGAUGGGUAAACAUCAUGUAUACCGGCCUAGACGCUGUCGGGGUAGAUCAGCAGCCCAUCGAAAAUUACUCUGAGUGGCGGUUAUUAUAUUUCAUCGCGUUCAUAUUGCUGGUGGGUUUCUUCGUGCUGAAUAUGUUCGUCGGCGUGGUGGUCGAGAAUUUUCAUCGGUGCCGUGAAGAACAGGAGAAAGAGGAGCGCGUACGAAGGGCGGCUAAGCGCGCGUUGCAGAUGGAGAAAAAGAGACGAAAAAUGCACGAGCAGCCGUAUUACUCUCACUACUCUAAAGCGCGGUUAUUCGUUCAUAACGUUGUGACGUCCAAGUAUUUUGAUCUGGCGAUCGCCGCCGUUAUCGGUCUUAAUGUCGUUACGAUGGCAAUGGAGUUUUACAUGAUGCCAAAAGCGCUCACUUAUGCACUGAAAAUCUUUAAUUAUUUCUUUACCGCCGUAUUUAUUCUCGAAUCCAUAAUGAAACUUGUCGCCCUCGGCGUGCAGCUGUAUCUGAAGGAUAAAUGGAAUCAACUGGAUGUGGGGAUAGUGAUACUGUCAGUAGUCGGUAUCGUGCUAGAAGAAGUCGAAUCUAAAAUUAUCCCCAUUAAUCCCACGAUAAUUCGUGUAAUGCGAGUGUUGCGAAUAGCCCGAGUGUUGAAGCUUUUGAAAAUGGCGAAGGGCAUACGUGCCCUCUUAGACACGGUGAUGCAGGCGUUGCCACAGGUCGGCAAUCUGGGACUGUUAUUUUUUUUACUUUUCUUCAUAUUUGCCGCGCUAGGAGUGGAGCUUUUUGGUAGACUAGAAUGCAAUGAUGACAUGCCUUGCCAAGGUCUGGGUGAGCACGCGCAUUUUAGUAACUUUGGCAUGGCCUUUCUGACGCUUUUCCGAGUCGCCACCGGUGACAACUGGAAUGGAAUUAUGAAGGACACACUAAGGGACGAUUGCGACGAUGCGGCAGACUGUGUCAAAAAUUGUUGCGUGAGCAGUAUUAUCGCUCCGAUAUUUUUUGUAAUUUUUGUUCUGAUGGCGCAAUUUGUACUAGUGAACGUCGUCGUUGCCGUGCUGAUGAAGCAUUUGGAGGAAAGUCACAAACAGAUGGAAGAUGAACUUGAUAUGGAAUCGCAGUUGGAGAGAGAAUUAGCGGCGGAGCAGGAAGAACUUCUUGAGGAAGGUGAUGAAGAUGACGUAGCCAUGAAUGGUAGAAUAGAUGGCAACGAAGACGAUGAUGACGAUAAGGAGUCAAUAAUGGUAAACGAAAAAAUGCAUGUCUUGAGACGACCAGGAUUGGCCAAAGUUCGAUCGUUACCUGCGAACUUUAUUUACAAUCCACCGAGAGAGAGAAACAUCGAUGAUGCCUCAAUUUCCAUGUCUUUGGACGAGAAACGUCGCAGUUCGAGUUCAAGACCGUCCAAGUUUAAGUCGAAACGCCGACAAACCUUCCACUCAAGCCAUCAUCAACGAAGGUCACUGCUACCGAUGCACUUCGAGGUUGCCGAAGUUUUUGAGAAGCCUGUGAGCAACCUGAGCGUGCCUCGAAUUAUUCCACAUCGCAGCUACGCCACAACUAGUCAAGAUAGUCGCGUACAACGUUCAAGUUCAAAAUUGCAGGUGGCUACCAGUGAAACGCGUGAAAACAAGUCUCUGUUAACCGUGAGUAAGCCGCCGAUUAGUCCUUCGCUGAUCAUUUCCCCCGGCUCGAGCAGCACUCUGAGCGUUCCGCCGAGAUUGACAAGCGAUCGUUACCUUAUGCCGACCGCCGAGAUCUACCCGUCCAAAGCGACAAUGAGCCGUCGGACAUCAAGCGACACGCAAUCACCGUCACAAUCGGAUACCACGAGCGCGAGCGCAGGUGCUGGUAGUAGCAGCAGAACGCCUAGUAUUGCCAAUGGCUACGCCGGCGGCAAAGCUCGACUAGAGGCGCCAACGGCAAAGAUAGAAGAGAAAAGACGUCCGACGGCGACAACGGCGUCGACGGCACCCCAGGAAGACCUCGAUGUGCAGUCCAUUAUCAACGAGAGGAGGCCGUCCAAACUGAAGACGCAGGAUGCCACUGGCGCGCCACCUACCACCAGCAUCGCCAGCGAUCAAUAUAGCGCGAUGAUCCGCGGCGAGGGUUACAGUCAUAUCUACGUCACCACCGAGGACAGAUCCGACGAGGUUCCGUCGCCAUGUGGCAACGCGAGCGAAAGCACCGGCACCGGCAGCCUAAGCGUCGCCGGUAGUCUCAGUGCCGUCGCCAGCCUGAGCGUCGCCGUCACCGGCAGCGCAGCCGGUAGCACCAGCAAUGGUAAUGGCAAUGGUAGCGGUAGUCGUAGCGGCAAUGGGAGCGUCAACGGCGGCGGCGGGGUGCACAUCGGCGAGGGCGGCGCUAUCGGAUCCGACGUGAGAAUAUACGUGGACGACACGGACUCGGCGAGUAGUAGCAACGGACAGCGACGCGGCGGCAGAUUGCGCGACGACGAGACCCUGGACGCCUCGACCACCGUCUCCUCCGCUACGACGAUGCGAACUGGUCGGGGCAGCGGCGGCACGGACGAGAGCAAGGAUACACCCGAGAGACCGUCCUCCAACGGCGGAUCAUUGGAUCCCUCUUAAUCCAGGGCGAACAAGCCGAUGUAGCCACUAGUCAUACGUUUCGAAGAAAUGAAACGUAGUACACACAUGUUACAUGCAUGGUACACACUGCACGGCGGAAACACACUAUGGCGAAAGAUCGCGGGAGGGAUUUAAGAAAGGGCUCUAAGAAAGACUGUAGUGCAUGACAAUAUAGUCGUUAUAUUCUAGUCACUUCGCCGCCGUGAACUUGCCAAGACGAAUAAGUCGAGCAUUUAGAGGGUGGCUGAACUUUCCGGGGGGAAAAAGCGGGAGAGAGAAAAGAAUAUCCCGCGCAUCGCAUAAAUGAGAUACAAUUGCACGAACGGCAUGAUAUAAUUAGAAAAAAAUGCGUAGCCCAAAACGACUACGCGAAUUGCGCGACGUGCGCGUAUCACGCAACUUGAAAACCUAUGACAAUCUCUUAUUGCCAACGGAACUGAUCUCGUUCCGUUUUUGAAGUCGUCGAUGGAAGUCGAUUCGUAGGAAUUGGUAGAAAGAAGAACGACGUAGAUCACGUCGAUAAAAAUUAGAAAAAAAAAGAGAGAGUUGUAGUAGUUUAUAGAUAGAGAUCUUAUGUCGAGUCUACGCGACAAAACUGCAAUUAAUUGGACCACACUGUCUCGCCUUUCCUUAUUCUCUAACUCUUGAAAAUUACGUGCGAUUUGCCGAUUGGAUAUCAAAGAUGUCUACAAUCGAUCGAUAUGGAUUGUACUCACUGGAUUGACUAACGGGAGUGAUAAUUAAUCAGCCAAAUUGGAAUAAUGUAAAUUUUUUGCAAUUAUAUAUACACGUGCCUGAUCUUUAACUAGAAUAAUCAAAUUUAUAUAAAUUCUAAUUUAUCGAAUUUAGAAAGGAUAUGAUAACUAUUAUUAUCAUACAACAGUUACUUCUCGUAUUUAAGUAUUGGAAUUGUAUAGAAAUUUUGAUUUUCACGAUUAACUUCUUUAACUGGCAUUUAAGAUUCGAUCGAUCUAUUGUGACGAUUAUUGGACAAUCGGCGUUCGAGAACCGUGAUUUGUCUUCGUUUCGUUCACUUUACUCUUUUCACUAGAGCGUUCUUCUCGUUGACAUCUGUGAUAUACUUUAAUCGUAGUGUAUUUCCUAACGGUAACAGCAAAUAUCAGAAUGAAAUCAUAACAUCAGCAGCGGCAACAGCAGCAGCAGCAGCAACAACAACAACAACAGAAGCAAGGAACAGCAACAAUUUAGGGAUGAUAGUUGACUUUUUAAUAAAACGAAAACCAACGUUUCGGUGGUUUUUGUGGGGCGUAAAAAAAUAGAGAGAGAAAACAAUGGUAAAUAGGAACUCUAUAUAACUCUGUACAUACAUACACCUACGAAUAUUCUAUACUCUACACUUGGUGUGGUUUAUUUUGAUACUACCGCGUGCGGUAAUAUAUUUAACGAUUGUCGAAGUAAAUCUAACAAAAAAAAAAGAGAAAUAAGAAUAAUCAACUCUAUGCCUUUUACGAGCGUUGACGAACCUUCGUGCGGUGGUGGUGCCUGCGUUCUUUUUUUUCAACUGCAAAAGAGCGACCGACGACUCCAACUACCCUUUGUCGGGUCGAAGGUGUAGUCGCUAAAAUACUAGACGCGCCGGGCGUGUCACAUAUUGCUUUAAAAAAAAUAAUAGUAAUCGUUGACCGAUCAAUCACACGGUCGAUAUUGUAUUUUAUUUAAAAAGCCUAAUAAAAUCUUUAGUUGAGUAGCGUUUCUGCGUUGAGUUUAAAUGGAAUUCCUAAUUCAAUGCUGAUCGAAACAAUUGGACCUCAGCAUUGAAUUUUUAAUGGAAACACUUUGGCAAAUGCACAAUGGUUCCAUGGAGUUGCGCUUAACACCAGAAUGGCUUUUAAUUUACUUCAAAAAAUAAUUUCUUAUAAUAUGCAUAAAAAAUUAUAUAAUGUAGCAAGUUAACAAGCAAUGAUAUUUUAUCGUAAGUUACACUACAUUCUCUACACUAAUUAUUUCUAGAUAUUCAAAAUAGUUUUUAAAUAAAAGAUAUGAUUUUCUUAACUUGGAACUUCGUAUUAUUAUAUAAAAAGAAAGAAAGAAAGAAAGACUUGAAAGACUUUUAUAAACUGCAAGUUUUAUUAGAUUAAAAAAAUAUCUGUAGCGUCUAUCGUGAUUGUCUUCGCUGUUCUGGUGGUAAAACUCAAACUAGAAACGACGUGGCAGGAAACAAAUACGUAGCAAGUAUAGGGAGAAGCAACGAUCGAAUUGCUAUCAGAUCAAAGUUAAGUCAAAUGAGCACGAGCAAACGUGAAUUAACAAUGACGGCACCGUUUGCACUUAUUGAAGCAAGUUGUUCAUUUGUGUUUGCUUCCUAAAGCUAGAUUUGACUUUAUACAUUUUAAGGAAAGUACAUAGAUAAUCUCGUAUUCAUGCGCUUACGUACAUGUACUUCGCGUUUCUUCGGCACCACGACCGGCUCUCGAUAGCUCGAUAGCGUUAGACGACUGACCUCCGAAUUAUAGUUACUCUAGACACGCGCCGAUUACGAUCGUGCGCGAGUUCGCCGAUCAGCUGCACACGUAUCGAUAGUCCGGCAAUUGCGUACUGUAU
This is a messenger RNA of Monomorium pharaonis (pharaoh ant), 12317 nucleotides long. RefSeq names its product voltage-dependent T-type calcium channel subunit alpha-1G (gene Ca-alpha1T). Lineage: Eukaryota; Metazoa; Arthropoda; Insecta; Hymenoptera; Formicidae. The record is from RefSeq and is a predicted model, not a curated record. Gene Ontology annotation, molecular function: low voltage-gated calcium channel activity; voltage-gated sodium channel activity. Gene Ontology annotation, biological process: calcium ion import; calcium ion transmembrane transport; membrane depolarization during action potential. Gene Ontology annotation, cellular component: voltage-gated sodium channel complex; voltage-gated calcium channel complex; plasma membrane.